Nicotiana tabacum (common tobacco) is the source of this 3040-nucleotide messenger RNA. The record is from RefSeq and is a predicted model, not a curated record. Lineage: Eukaryota; Viridiplantae; Streptophyta; Magnoliopsida; Solanales; Solanaceae.
UUCCAUCCAUUUCUUCUUCUUCCUCCUUCACUUUCUCUUUUUCUUCCCUCUGCAAAUUUCAACCUUUUUACCAUGUCUGUGAAGCUCCAUAUUCCCUCUACAUAAUAUACUUAGGGUACUAUGACGAUAAUGUGCUAACCUUAGUGUUGGAAUUUCCUAAUGUACAUUAAUGAUAAUGUUACCCUUAGAAUUCCCUUAACACAUGUCAGAGACGAAUCCAGAAUCUAAAAUUCGUAUUGGAAGCAGGAAGAUUAUAAUUUGAUUAAGUAGUAAACAAGAUUUUACUAUAUGGGAAAGAGCUUGAAACAUCAAGAUCCUAGUAUUAGUCCAGAAAAUCCUAAGGGAUGCAUGUGGGGAAUACUUCACAAUUUGAAUCACAACCGAUGGCAACAAGUCAGGAAACACCUUCCACAUAAAAGGCAGGGCUGUGGAAAGCAGAUUGCUGUGGUUGAAGAUGUAGGGGAUAAUGCAACAACUACUGAUUCUGGUGAUAUGCAAGAAAGAGUAGAAGGCAGAUUGGAGAAUUCCUCUAUUGUAGCGAAAACUAUAGAGCCUGUUCAAGUGUCCAAAAGUUCGAUGUUAUCGCGGAUAAGAUCUUUGAUUACUGAAGAGACAACUAAGAAAAAGGGUAGGCAUCGCAGAAGCUCAUCGUGUCCUAUACAGCUCGAACGAACUAAUUCUAUUCAUCAUCUAGAUCUUGCUGAUCUACAAUCUUCUCAUGAAAUUCCCUUAAGUGACAAGACUUUGGAGAAGGAGAAUUAUUCUGUUGCCAGUCUAUUAGACCCUCCGACAAAAAAGACACGCGAGCCUAUUGAAUCAGAAAACAUGAGAAAGGACUUAUCUUCACUGCAGCUACAUAGCACUCAGGCUUCCAAAUCAAGGUUUGACUUUAUCAAGUCGGUUUCGUUUCCUUCACGUGGAUCACGGGGAAGAAGAUCUGCUAGGUCAAGGAAUCAUAAGAACAAGUUGGAAUGUGACUAUCAUGCAAAAGGGGAAAAUGAGUCCGGUUUUGCAGAACAAUUGAAUAGCCAUUCAGUGACAUCAACAGAUUUGAGUAGCGAAGAUGAUGAUGUUGGACAACAUGUGGUGAAAAGACUUGAAUCAUUUAACAACGUCUCUCCACGUUCACCUCAUGCAGAAAAGAAACAUCACGAGAGUAAACUCAUCCUCGAUCGUUUUAAGAAUCUACGGAGAAAAAUAAGGCACGCAAUUAAGGAGAGUAGAAAGGACAGGCGAAUUAUCAUGGAUGCUGUCCUUCAUAAGGUUCCACACGGUCGUGGAUCAUCCAAAAAGGGAAACAAUAUAGUUGAGGAGAAAACUACAGAUAGACAUGUGAAAUACUUCCCGGGAAGUACUUGUACUCAUUGCAGUUCUCCGUUUAGCAAGAGUGAAAUGAAAUAUUUUAGGAGAACAUCAUCUGUCAAUGAAUCAUUGGACAGAUAUAAUCAAUUACUUGACACCUGCUUCUAUAGGGAAGAAAAACAGAAUUUUUUUGAUAGGUCGAGUUUUAGAGCAUCUCGAUCACCUUCACCAGCUAGAAGUAGAAGCCCUAUAGGCAGCCUAGAGAGAAUUCUUUCUAUGCCUGAUCUCAGGUAUUACUCUUCUUUCAAAUUUGACGACUCUCCUGAACCCGGUUACUCAUCAUAUAAACUAGCUAGAGCUGCAUCGAGCAACAACAUAAGUGUCGGAAGUACCAAGUCCAACGAACAGAAGUCCUUCAAUAUCCCUUUAGGUUCAGAAAACCAAACUGAAGAAGGUUACUAUUCGGAUUCCAAGAGUACAAUUUUUCUUGAUGUCAAUGAGACGUUUGAUGAUUUUGGUGGCUUAAAGACAGACGAGACCUCUUCCUCGGUUGAAAAUGUUAAUGGAGUCACUUCAUCUCUUAAUUCAACAUUAGAUAAAUCAAUUCCUCUUCCGGAUAUUAUUUUUCAGAAUGCUACUAGCCCAGCUAAUCUCUCAGCAUCUCAAGGUGCAGAAGAGGAUACAGUGAACACCGAUAAAAAAGGAAUUUCAGCUAGUGAACUAAACAGAAUUCAUUUGCAAAUUCAGGUUGAUAAGAGAUAUAAACCUGAAUUCAAUUAUGUAAAAGAUGUACUAGAACUAUCUGGCUUCAGUGGAAAUGAUCAGUUUCUAGGAAAGUGGCAUUCUACUGACCAUCCAGUGAAUCCGUCAGUAUUUGAGGAAUUGGAAAUUUGUGCUGAUAUGUCAUGUGAUCAACUGCUUUUGUUUGAUUUAGUCAAUGAGGUCUUGUUACAAAUCUACGAGAGAUCAUGUUCCUAUUGGCCAAAGUCGUUAACAUGUCGUUCUUUUAUCCAUACAAUGCCUGUUGGUUACCAUGUCCUUGGGGAGGUUUGGACUGAUAUAAACUCGUGUCUCGAAUCUGAAAUGAAGAUUGAUCAACCAAUUGAUGAUGCUGUUAGUCGCGAUCUAGCAAAAGAUGAAACUUGGAUGAACCUUCAGUUUGAUGCUGUGUGUGUUGGACUGGAGCUCGAGGAUCUCAUAUUAGAUGAUCUUAUAGAAGAACUGAUUUUCAUUUGACACAUUCGGACAUUGCUUGGUCAAAUUAAUGCUCUAGAAUUAUAGCCCAUAAUUUUUGGCUGUGGUACGGGAAGGAGAGGUGAGAUCUACUCAUUGAUUUUAUAUUAGAUGAGCAGUUAGACUAUGAUCGUUCCGAGCCAUGGGCACAUAGAGUGACACACUAUACUCAAGAAUGAAUUGUUAUGCGGUCACUAAACUCUUUCCUUUCUGCUCGCAGCCUAUUCGGAGGAUCAUGUGUUUUUCUACACAGAAGGAAUCUUGAGCACAUAUUUGUUCACAAAAUUCUGAGACUGUACAGAUUUUGGUAGAUUAGGCAGUAAAGCUUGGGGAUGUAGAAUAUUGUUGGGGCUUUUUGUCCUAUAACAACAAAGACGACGACAACAACAGCAUACCCAAUAUUUUUUUGUACUAUAAGAAGCUGGAAAAAGCUUCUCCUAACAAAGCCAGCAGGGUUAAUUUUCUGCCCUUCUAAAGAAUUGACACAUGUACUGUAUGGCCUCAU